Messenger RNA from Fragaria vesca subsp. vesca, 532 nucleotides. RefSeq names its product cyclin-dependent kinases regulatory subunit 1-like. Gene Ontology annotation, cellular component: cyclin-dependent protein kinase holoenzyme complex; SCF ubiquitin ligase complex. The record is from RefSeq and is a predicted model, not a curated record. The transcript has 4 exons. Gene Ontology annotation, molecular function: ubiquitin binding; cyclin-dependent protein serine/threonine kinase activator activity; histone binding. NCBI's taxonomy places the organism in Eukaryota, Viridiplantae, Streptophyta, Magnoliopsida, Rosales, Rosaceae. The coding region runs from base 116 to 373 and encodes 85 amino acids. Gene Ontology annotation, biological process: regulation of mitotic cell cycle.
AUAUAAACGCCCCUCACGCUCUCCACUCGCACUGUCAUUCUCUCUCUCUUGUCUCUGUGAGAUCGGAAAUUAAGAAAAGCGGUUGUGAUUUUUUGUGGUGUGAGUGAUAAAAAAGAUGGGUCAGAUCCAGUACUCUGAGAAAUACUUCGAUGACACUUACGAGUACAGGCAUGUGGUUCUUCCUCCAGAAGUCUCCAAGCUACUUCCAAAGAAUCGGCUUCUUUCUGAGAAUGAAUGGCGUGCUAUUGGGGUUCAGCAGAGCCGUGGUUGGGUCCACUAUGCAAUUCAUCGCCCUGAGCCACACAUCAUGCUAUUCAGGAGGCCUUUGAACUAUCAGCAACAGCAAGAGAAUCAGGCUGUGCUUGCAAAGUGAUUGUUGUGAUGAUGCAAACCAUGUAAUCUCUAUAACUGAAAUGCUAGAUAAGGAGGGGUUAUUAUAUGUUUAAAAAGUAAUUUGGAUGAUGUUUAUGUCCUGGAACACAUGUUGUGUAAUUCUCUCCUUUGGAGAAUUCUUUAGUGACUUUCAAGUAAC